AAACCGCCUGAAAUGAAACGGAAUUGUUCAUUGCAAAUGGUGAUCGAUUGGUGAGGGGAACGAAAUAUCUACGAGCAUCGUUGUUGGGAACGAAAGUCCUCUUAAAUAUGAGAAUAGAUGUAUAAUCUUUACAUCAAUAGUUUUUUUUAUUCAUUGACUGAAUAAGAAAAAAAAAACCAUGUAUUUGUACAACUUAACACUGCAACGUGCAACGGGUAUUACCCAUGCAGUGCAUGGGAAUUUCUCUGGCAGUAAGAUGCAAGAGAUUCUGGUUUCACGAGGAAAGUCCUUGGAACUUCUAAGACCAGAUCCAAAUACUGGAAAAGUCCAUACAUUGUUGACUGUAGAAGUAUUUGGGAUUAUAAGAUCUUUAAUGGCCUUCAGGCUAACUGGUGGUACCAAGGAUUAUAUUGUAGUUGGAUCGGAUUCUGGACGUAUUGUAAUUUUGGAAUAUAUUCCUGCAAAGAAUGUUUUCGAGAAAGUACAUCAGGAAACAUUUGGCAAAAGUGGCUGUAGACGCAUUGUACCUGGACAGUACUUAGCUAUAGAUCCCAAAGGAAGAGCAGUAAUGAUAGGUGCAAUUGAAAAACAGAAGCUUGUAUAUAUCUUAAAUAGAGAUCCAGAGGCUAGACUUACAAUAUCCUCACCUUUGGAAGCUCAUAAAAGUAAUACAUUAGUCUAUCAUACAGUAGGUGUAGAUGUAGGUUUUGAGAAUCCUAUGUUUGCCUGCUUAGAAAUUGACUACGAGGAAGCAGAUAGUGAUCCCACAGGAGAUGCCGCAGUAAAAACUCAACAAACACUGACCUUGUAUGAGUUGGACCUUGGUCUGAACCAUGUUGUUCGCAAAUAUAGCGAACCUCUAGAAGAACAUGCAAACUUCCUUGUAUCUGUUCCUGGAGGAAACGAUGGCCCCAGUGGUGUACUUAUUUGUUCAGAGAAUUAUUUAACUUACAAAAAUUUAGGAGAUCAACAUGAUAUCCGUUGUCCCAUUCCUAGGCGACGUAACGACCUAGAUGACCCUGAACGGGGUAUGAUAUUUGUCUGUUCUGCGACGCAUAAAACUAAGAGCAUGUUCUUCUUUCUGGCUCAGACAGAGCAAGGAGACAUUUUCAAAAUCACCCUCGAAACUGACGAAGAUAUGGUGACCGAGAUUAAAUUAAAAUAUUUCGACACAGUACCUGUUGCAGCAAGCAUGUGCGUCUUAAAAACAGGAUUCUUAUUCGUUGCAUCAGAAUUCGGUAACCAUUAUCUUUAUCAGAUUGCACAUUUAGGAGAUGACGACGAUGAACCUGAGUUCAGUUCAGCUAUGCCCCUCGAGGAAGGUGAUACCUUCUUCUUUGCGCCAAGACCACUCAGGAAUUUAGUAUUGGUAGAUGAAAUGGACAGCUUGUCACCGAUAAUGACGUGCCAGGUAGCCGAUUUGGCGAACGAAGAUACUCCUCAAUUAUACAUAACUUGCGGUAGAGGACCGCGUUCAACUCUACGGGUUUUGCGGCAUGGUUUAGAAGUUUCUGAAAUGGCUGUUAGUGAAUUGCCUGGUAAUCCAAAUGCUGUGUGGACUGUUAAAAGAAGAAUCGAUGAGGAGUAUGAUGCUUACAUCAUAGUGUCCUUCGUCAAUGCAACUCUUGUGCUUAGUAUCGGAGAAACUGUAGAAGAAGUGACUGAUUCUGGUUUUCUUGGUACAACUCCGACAUUGAGCUGUUCAGCUUUGGGUGAGGAUGCGCUUGUCCAGGUAUAUCCCGAUGGAAUACGUCACAUUCGCGCGGAUAAACGUGUCAAUGAAUGGAAAGCGCCUGGUAAGAAGACCAUAGUGAAAUGUGCAGUGAAUCAACGUCAAGUUGUAAUUGCAUUGACUGGCGGGGAACUGGUAUACUUCGAAAUGGACCCUACUGGGCAAUUGAACGAAUACACGGAACGAAAGAAAAUGCCAUCGGAAGUAAUGUGUAUGGCUCUGGGUAACGUAGCAAUUGGAGAACAGAGGUCAUGGUUUUUGGCUGUUGGUCUGCAGGACAACACCGUAAGGAUUAUUUCCUUGGAUCCAUCCGAUUGUUUAGCGCCUAGAAGUAUGCAGGCUUUACCAGCGGCGGCCGAGAGUUUAUGUAUCGUUGAAAUGGGUGCUAAGGAUGCAAAUAGUUCCGAGGAUAUGUCACCUCAGCAGUCUAGUUUAUAUUUAAACAUAGGUUUACAAAACGGGGUAUUAUUGAGAACAGUAUUAGAUCCCAUUUCGGGCGAUCUCGCGGAUACACGUACACGAUAUUUAGGAUCUCGUCCGGUUAAGUUAUUUCGCAUAAAAAUGCAAGGGAACCAAGCAGUGCUAGCAAUGAGCAGUAGAUCGUGGUUGAGCUAUUAUUACCAAAACCGUUUCCACUUGACGCCGUUAUCUUACGAAAGUCUGGAAUUCGCAUCGGGCUUCAGUUCCGAGCAAUGUCCCGAAGGAAUUGUUGCCAUCUCGACAAACACACUGAGGAUUCUUGCCCUUGAAAAAUUAGGCGCUGUAUUCAAUCAGAUCAGCUUCCCUUUGGAAUACACGCCAAGGAAAUUCGCUAUCCACUCGGACUCGGCGCAUUUGAUCAUCAUCGAGACGGAGCACAAUGCGUAUACAGAGGAAACGAAGCAGCAAAGAAGACUGCAAAUGGCGGAAGAAAUGCAAGAAGCUGCGGGCGCGGAAGAAGCCGCAGUGGCACGAGAAUUGGCUGAAGCCUUCUUAUCCGAGGAGCCAAAUGAAGCUGUGUUCGGUGCGCCAAGAGCUGGUCCAGGCUUGUGGGCAUCGCUGAUACGAAUAAUAGCACCUACAACAGGACAAACGUUCGAGAUUCAUAGGCUUGAACAGAAUUUAGCUGCUCUAUGCUUGUGCCUUGUGAAAUUUGCUAACCAGGGCGAUCAACUGUUUCUCAUUGUCGGCGUCGCUAAGGAGUUCCAGUUGAAUCCCAGAGUCAGCAGUGGCGGUUUCCUGUAUACUUACAAGGUGAACGCUGAAUGUACCAGCCUUGAAUUAGUUCACAAAACUAAUCUGGACGAAGUACCAUUGGCUAUAUGUCCCUACCAGGGACGUGUGUUGGUCGGUGUUGGUAGAAUGCUACGUUUGUACGAUAUGGGCAAGAAGAAACUGUUACGCAAGUGCGAGAACAAGCACAUUCCCAAUGCCGUUGUCUCUAUAAAUGCAAUCGGUCAACGGAUUUACGUGAGCGACGUUCAAGAAUCGGUUUAUGCUGUUAGAUACAAACGACAAGAGAAUCAAUUGAUAGUAUUCGCGGACGAUACACAUCCGAGAUGGAUCACAACGACUUGUGUACUUGAUUAUGAUACCGUCGCCACGGCUGAUAAGUUUGGAAACAUUGCUGUCAUACGUCUGGCAAGUGGAAUUAACGACGAUGUGGACGAGGAUCCUACUGGGAAUAAAGCUCUGUGGGAUAGAGGUCUAUUAAAUGGCGCUAGUCAGAAAGCGGAUACUGUUGCGUGUUUCCAUGUCGGUGAAACAGUUAUGUCUCUACAGAAAGCGACACUGAUUCCCGGUGGUUCGGAGAGUUUAGUUUAUACGACGCUAAGUGGCACAGUAGGAGUCCUUGUUCCCUUCACGAGCCACGAAGAUCACGACUUCUUCCAACAUUUAGAGAUGCACAUGCGCUCCGAACAUCCACCGCUCUGCGGAAGGGAUCAUUUGUCCUUUAGGUCGUAUUAUUACCCUGUAAAAAAUGUCAUAGACGGAGAUCUCUGCGAGCAAUUCAAUUCGAUUGAACCCGCGAAACAGAAAAGUAUAUCAGGCGAUCUCGAACGUACGCCAUCCGAAGUGUCGAAGAAGCUCGAGGAUAUUCGUACGCGUUACGCCUUUUAAAAUACUGCGAGCAUAUUUAUUUAUCGACUUGUUACAAGUUCAACAAGUCACGUUCAAUCUGCAUUCCGUUCCCAUUGUUUCAUCUUUUUACUUUUCGUUCAUCUUUUUACGAAACGUUAGUGGUUCAGCUGGUGGUUUUGUAGAAAAAUUACGCACAUAUUUUUAAUAUAUAAGACUAAACGAAAUUGUAUAGAAAAUAUAUGUCACACGUCCUAUGUAUUAAAUAAGAAGUUAGUUUUCUUCGUUUAGUAUUGAAUGUGAUCGUAGAGAGAAAAAUCUAAUUUAAGUUUAACAAGUUGUUUAUUAAUAAUAAGGAAAUGUACGUUUAAAUUGCGUAGGACAUGUAAAGUUUUACAACGCAACUUUGAUGUCGCGUAGUUUUUUUUUAAUAUUCUAGAUCAAAUUGUGAUUUUGAAAUAGCGUAAGAUUAAAUCUGUACAUCUUUGUCGCGGUUUCCGUUCAUGUCCUGCAUUGUAUUCUAUAUUAUUCUUCGACAAAAUUGCAAAGCGAUGCAAUACUGAUAAAUAUACACGGUUUUUUGACAACACAAGUUUACGUAUCCAAGAUGUUAUCCUUAAUGUUUUCAGACAGUUUUGAUUAUUUUACUUAUCAAUUUUCAUUUUAUCCUCGUUACGGUUCCACGACUACGAUGCUUUUUUAAGAAUAAUAAGCUAUUGACAAACUGCGAUGUACAGUUCAGACAAAAAAUAGAAAAUGUUUCAUCGACCUAUAUUAGUAUUAUAAAU
Messenger RNA from Dufourea novaeangliae, 4578 nucleotides. RefSeq names its product splicing factor 3B subunit 3 (gene Sf3b3). Gene Ontology annotation, molecular function: protein binding; U2 snRNA binding. Gene Ontology annotation, biological process: mRNA splicing, via spliceosome. Gene Ontology annotation, cellular component: nucleus; U2 snRNP. The record is from RefSeq and is a predicted model, not a curated record. The coding region runs from base 179 to 3832 and encodes 1217 amino acids. NCBI's taxonomy places the organism in Eukaryota, Metazoa, Arthropoda, Insecta, Hymenoptera, Halictidae. The transcript has 13 exons.